CGGGGGGAGGAGGAGGAGGAGGAGGAAGGAGAGGGCUGGGGGGACCCGAGCAGCAACCACCCCCCCGCCAAGUCCCCGAGCUGUAAUAUCACAGUAAUCCCCCCAUGCGAUACAGGCGAUAUCGCACAGCCACCGACAGGCACCUGCAGGCGAGCAGCAAGCAUGAACUUGGCAACACAGGACUGUGAGCGGCAGGACCCUGUGGUCUGAACCGCGUCUUCGGCUGACUUCCCAAGUCGCAAGGCGCCGCUGAUCCCGUACCAUGGAGGACUGCCUUCACACCUCCUCUGAAAACCUCUCCAAACUGGUGAGCUGGGCCCACAGCCAUGGGACCAUUUGCAGCCUCAUCCCCAACCUCAAGCACCUGCUCUCUGAGGGCUCCCAUGGCAAUCUGACGGCCAUGUGGGGCUGUAGUGCCGGCCAUGCCUACCACUGGCCCCUGGCUGCCACAUGCCGGGCUGGAUCCCAGGAGCGUGUCUGUUUCCAGGACAGCCGCAGCUUCAACUCGGACAGCCCCAGCAUGCUGGGGGUGUCCUCGGAAGUGCAGGCCAGCCCCCUGGAGCACUACCCGGGCCGGCCGGGCAAGGCCAAGCUGGAUUGCACCCGCACCCGUGAUUCCUGCGACUUCUCCUACUGCAGUGAGCCGUCGGAGCUGGGCGAGCCCGUGGAGGAGUAUGAGGAUGAGGCCACCCUCUUCGACAUGGUCUGUGAGUCCUCUGUCACCGACGAGGACAGUGACUUCGAGCCGCACACCCAGCGGGCCCCCACCGGCCUCCGCAAGCGUGCAGCUGCCAGCCGGCCCACCGCUUCCCAGGCCCAGCCUGCCGACGAGGGCGGCAGUGAGGUGCUCCUCAAGAAGAUCAAGCAGGAGCUCCCGGAGGACUACUACAUAGUGGCCAACGCCGAGCUGACCGCCGGCGCCGACGGGCCGGCCCUGGCCCUGACGCAGAUGUCCAAGCCCAAGCCUCAGCCCCAGCCGGGGCCCUCCUGCCUAGGCCCUGCCAGGGCCCUGUCCCAGCCCGCGGCGGGCCCCGACCCGGAUCCACAGCACCCCUCCACCUCCCCGCCCGGCCCACCUCGGCUGGUCGCACAGAGGCCGCUCCGGGGCUCCCUGGCCUCCCCAGCACGGGGGGCAGGCGGUGGCCCCGUGGCUGCCCUGCAGGUGCCGGCCACCAGCUCCAACGCCGCCACUGCCGCCUCCGGGAAGCCCAUCAGCAUCCCGCUGUCAGCCCUGCAGCUGCCUGGUCAGGAGGAGCUGCCGGCCGCUGAGGACACCCUCCCACCCGCCCCGCAGCUGGCCCCAGGCGGCGAGGUGGCCGGCUCGCCGUCGGUGAGUGCCGAGCCCGAGGUCAGCUCCAGCCAGCAGCAGCCCCCCGCCGUUCCCACCACCACUCCUGAGGCAGCAGCACAGUCGAUGCCAGACCAGGAUGAGAGGGCAGCUGAGCUCAGCAGGGAGCAGAAUGAGAAGACCAUUCGCAGCACACAGACAGCUCUCCGCAAUUUCCGAGAGUUCCUCAUCUCCAAGUAUCCCUCUGAGACCCGGGAGAUCUACGUCAUUCCCUGCAAAGAGCUUGAUGCCUACCUUGCUUCCUUCUUUGUGGACGCCAGACAAAAGGAUGGUUCUGAAUACGAGCCAAACAGUCUGGCCAACUAUCAGUGUGGGCUGGAGAGGUACCUAAAAGAGCACAGGUAUGGAUACAGCAUUACAAGGGAUAAGGAGUUCAAGAGGUCCCAGGAAGCUCUAAAGCAAAAGCAGAUAGAGCUGAGGUGUAAGGGGAAAGGAAACAAGCCACACAAAUCCAUGAAGCUCACCUUUGCUGAUGAGCUUAUCCUGCGCAAAAGAGGCUUGUUGAGCCGGUACAAUCCAGAAGGGCUGCUGAACCUUGUCUGGCUAAACAACACUAAGGCAUUUGGACACUGCACAGGUUUCCAUGGGUCUACCCUGAAAUGGGGAGACAUCCGGCUGCGGGUGACGGAGACUGGGUUGGAAUACCUAGAGUGGAUGGGGCCAGACAAUGGAGACGUCAAUGCCAAGAGCAAGAGGGGCGGGACGGACUCUCGGGUGUAUGCCACCCAGCACUCCCCACAGACCUGCCCCGUGCAAGACUACAAGGAGUAUGCCCAGAGGCGGCCUCCAGCCAUGCGCUACGAGGAUGCGCCGUUUUACCUGUCCAUCAAACCCGUCGUCAACUUGGCCGCGCUUCACUGGUACAACUGCCAAGCCCUGGGGAAAAACAAGCUUGCCAAGAUGGUAAAGACGAUGUGUGAGAAAGGCAACAUCCCUGGCCGGAAAACCAACUUCAGCGUCUACCAGAGCUGUAGCACCCUCUCAGAAGCACAGAGCAACCAGCUGGUGCUGAUCUGCAAUAACCUGAGCCAGCAGGCUGCCCAGUCUGUGGCAAGCCACUCGAAUACUGGCAACUUCAUAGUGUCAGCAUCCUAUGAUUCCUCCUCUGACACGGCUUGAAAGAGGGACAUCACCUGAACAUUUCUUUCUUUUCCUUUUUGUUUCAAGCAUUGAAUUUGUGCCCAAUAAUACACAUCAACUGUGAUUGUACACUAUUCCCUCAUAGCCCUCUUUCCAGUGUUAAUUCGCUUUAUAAAAAUAUAUAAAUAUAUAAUAUAUUUUUCUUUUUACAGAUAAGUCAAUAGAAAUAGUUUAGUAUUACUAACAUAGUAUUUAUAGUAUUAAUACAAAAAUGAAAGGUACUUAUGGGUUAUAAUAUAAAUGCAGAUUUUAAAAGGACAAAAUGGUUCUCAGGCAACACAAGAUGAUAGACUGAAAAUGCCAUUUUUAACAUGCACACAUCAGUGAGUGUAAAACCCCAGGGAGGCUUACACAGCAGUUCUAUUUUAAAGCAUUUUCUCAACUUCUUAUUUUAACAUGACCUCCCAGAGUGGAGGAGACAACCUUAUCACUGGCUGCUGCUUCUUACCUGCUGGCUUAUUCUUGAUCAGCAAGACCAAGAAAUAAAAGAUACAUCAAUGUAAGUUCAUGAAACCAUUUACAUUUUUUGUCCGGUUUUUGUUUUGUUUCCUGAGGCUCAUUAAUGCUAGAUGGGAAAAAAAGCCUGAAGUCAGCUAAAGGCUAUUUUUAACUUUCAUUUUUGUUGAUGAUUUUCUGUGAUCAAAAUGUUGCUGGUCUUUAGACUAAAAAAUAUUGUUUUCAAUGAUAUGCAGAAGUAUAAUGGCAAAACCAUUGUCAUACACAUAAUUUUAACUGUUUAACCAUGGGUUGUUAGUAUUUUGUCACUGUGUGUAUACAUAAUGUAAAAUUUAAUGACUUACAGCACUCUUUCAGUAUUCUGGGGAAUGCAACAGCACAGAAAAAUCCACAAUCUGAUCCCAAACUGUACAGAAAAAAAAUGCAUCAAAUACUUCUUAAGUCAGCAUUUGAAGCUCACAAAAAAAUAGCAUAGAAACUGUAAUGAUAAUUUCAUAUUUACCACUGAAAAUGAAAAAUCUGGAUAGUUUACAUGCUGGAAAACAAAUUUAAGUCAGCUACGCAUAAUCUAUUUCCAUUGCAGACCAUGGAAAAUGUGCAUGUGAAUCUGAAGCCUUGAAAUAGUGAGUGCUACUCUUCCAGCAUUUGACUCUGCAAUGUAUUUGUUCUUCUCCAAGUAUGGGGAAAACGCUAACAAAUCCAGUAUUUCAGUGAACAGUUGUAAUUCUUGACCUUUAAGAUUAUAUAUGGUACUUCUCAAGUAAUUCAGCUUAGUUUAUAUUCCACUAGGAUAUCCUAGGGCCCUGAUGAGGCUUUAGACAAGUCUGCAAGAGUGAUCUAAUGCCCACUGAAGACAAUGAAAGAGUCAGCCUCAGCUGACUUUCCAUGGGUGUUAGAUCUAACUGUACUGAGGGGCUUUUUUAUUUUUUUUAACUGCUCUGUUUCUUUAUGCUUGUUUGUCUUUAUUCCUUCACAUUCCUGCUUGUCUUUCAUAUUCUUUAGAUCUUCAACUGUGCAGUGACUUUAAUCAUCACUAUUUCCAAAGAAAGGGUGAAAGAAAGGUAGCAGACAAUGAAAAAUAACCCUCCUGGCACCAUUUAAAACCUGUUUUCUGUGUUACUAGGAUGAAAAGUUCCUGUGUGCAAGGGAGGUGGCCUGCACCUCGCUUAAGCGUUACUGAAGGUCUGUUUUGGGGAUGGGGUACGUAGCAGAUGUGCCACUGGGAGGUCUUAAGAGCAGAGAUUUCCACUAUAAUAAAUAUCUGUCUUCCCUGCAGCUUCCUUUAGGUGACACAGCCUGGCUGUGAUCUCUUUGUGUUCCACACAUAGCAAGGCUGGUACAAAGCCUGUGUUUCCUGUGUGCUGGCUGUCCCAGGAUCUUGUAUGACACAGUAGUGUAACCACCAAAGCUACAGCCUCUGAGUUACUGGCCACUGAAUCUCAGGGCUAGGCAGUGGACAAGGGGGCACAGGCAGCCAUUCAUAGUGCAGAGCUAUGCUUUUGUGACUUUGUUUUGGGCUUGAGACCAAAUCGUGAUGCUACUGAAGUGAGUGCAAGCUGUGUCCAUGAUUUUCAGUGCCAUGGCAAACCUGACUUGCAGGUGAAGGAGAAAGCAGCACAAGAAGACUUCAGAUGCAUCCAGCAAGAUGGCUGCCCAGCUUCCAGGUGAGGCCAGCCAUCUCAUUGCUGUUUGCAAAGCACUGCCUUUUCAUGGCAGUGAUACAGUUUUAGUGUGAUACAGUUAAAAAUAGUUUUGCAAGGCUGGUGCUGAUCUGUGUGGGAUUUCUUUGCUGUUUCCCAUGGAAGACUCACACAGCUGCUCUUAGUAUGUGCUGGAGUGCAGAGGGUCUCAUGCCAAGGAGCUCCCCAGACAUGCCAGGUGAAGCAGCUCCAUUUCACCAUGGAGCCAGCUUCUAGAAAAGUGUUUGGUCGCUGUUUCCCCCCUGUCGGUACUUCCCAAUGGCAGAUAAUGCACAACCUGACCUACUUUCCCACCUUGCCUUUCCUGUGCUGCAACAUGAGGCUGGAUAUCAGCUGGCCUUUGUCAAGCAGCAGAUGUCUAGUUUCCACCUCUCCACCCCUGCCCAACCAUCCCUCUUUGCUGGGAAAAGCUGCCUUGAGCUUGUAGGGGAAAGAAGCCCCACCAAGGCAUGGCUGUCAUGUGUCUCUUUGGAAGCCUCACAAGGCUGGAAACUAGACCUUAUAACCAGGUUGCUUCUCAGACUAUUACCAGGUUCAGAGUGUGGCAGUGGUUCACAUCUUCUGCAGGUAUGCCUUAGGUGUGUUGCUUCAGAGUGGGCUAUUGUGUGGGGGCUAUUUAGUGUGGUAAUUCCUCAGUUCUUCUUGUCUCCAAGGGGGCAUAUCACUGGCUGCGGAUGUGCCAUGCUGCAAGCGGGUCUCUGAAGUGCUGCUUCACAUCAGUGCUGUAAUUCAGCCUCAACACAGACCUUGGCUCCAUUGAUAGGAGCCAGAAAUGCUCAGUGACCCAGAAGGAAGACAGGCACUCCUGGUCUUUGAGCUGGGAGGUCAAAAGCAUUUCCCAUGAUUUCUUGACUCCACAUACUGUCUGUUUGUUUACCACAGUAUUAGGAUGGUUUGCGCUAACGUCCAGCCCAUGCUGUGGGUGAGGCAGUAUCUGUGAUACUCUUAGCUUAGCAGGGUGCAUAAGCAACUUUUUCUUGUCUGGUUGGGGGAUAAGCUGUGGAGUAGGUGAGCGUACUGUGACAGCCUCCAUUUUAUAGGGGUGGUUUUUUUCUGCUUUCUGACAUCUCUAGUAACUCCAGUUUCCAGUUGGUGCUGAUGGCAGAUUGCCUGGCAAAUUCUGAUGGGGCAGCUCCAAAUACUUGUUGAAGUAGUUAAACACAUAUGGCCAGAAUAUGAUACCCAAGUAGUAUCAUACUUCAAAAAUAAAUUCAUUAGCUUCAAAGGUCUUCAUCUGUGGGCAGCUGGAACGAAUUGAGUGACCACAGCUCAAUGAAUUACCAUUUGUAUUAAGGCCCUGGGAGGGUUGUUAACCCACGAAGGAGGAGACUUCUGAUUCAGAUCACUCUCAUGGUUUUGCCUCAUGCUGGCGGGAGGGUAGAUAUCCCAGUCUCUGCAGCUCAGCUCACAGGUGACUCAGUAAUUGUCUCCCAGUACUCCGACUGAGGGUGUCAGACCUGCUCCACCAGCAAAUUGCAAGCUCACCGUGGUGGUCUGCAGCUUCACUGCACAGCAGGGACAUGGCAGUGUGGCCAGGGGCUAGUGCUGACAACUCUUAUAAGCUUUCCUCUCUGCCUACAGCAAAGGACUGGGGUCUUCUCCCAUGGCUCUUGACAUGGAGAACCUUUUCCUAGGAAGUCAAAAGGGCAGCUGGCAAAACACCAUACUGUUCCCACCUAUCACAGUCCAUAAGCUGGUGGCUGGGUAGGGUGGCUUACAGUGUGGCACUGCAGGUGGCUGGCUGUGCUCCUGACUACACUGUGCUCUGUUGGGAAAGCUGAAUUUUUGUCCCAUAGUAAGACUCUGAUUUCUGCAAGAUGAGGGUAGCUGGCUCCAAAAUGGGGUUGACUUUUCUCCUUUCUUUUUCCCUUUCUUUUUCCUUGCCACUCACUUUUUUUUGAUCUGGUGUUAGACCUCUUCAGUGAGUUUCAACUCACUUUUUCUCACAUUUCAACUUUUUCUGCUGCAUUUCUGCUCAGCAGAAGAGAGCCAGUAUAGCAGAGUCAUUAACCUGGUUCGGCUACUACAGCCUUUUAACCCAUCAAAAGGGUAAAGCAGAUUGAGACCCUUCUGAAUAAUUUGCAGAUGAAUUGGUUGCCUCCAGAACCAUUUACCAGCUUUUGGGAGAUUGGUUCAGUGCUACCAGGAACAAAAUUUGGCCUUGAACUUAAGAAAGAGGCAGAGUGCCAAAGCACAGGCCUGCACGCAGUCUGCACCAAUGUCAGUGCAGGCUUUCCCAUGUGGCCUUCUCAUGACACCAAACCAAGAGUCAGAUAUGGGGAUAAGACAUGAAUGUUACUGGAUGGAUCUGUAUGCAAUGUGCACAGUACAUGCACUUGGAUCUGUUCAUGUGAUUGCACAUUUAGCUGGACAGAGCUGUGGGCACUUGGACAGCUUCAGCUCUAUUGUAUUAGUCAUUCAUGCAUGAUAUUGUGGGUUUGCACAAUGCAUGUGUAUUCAUGCAGGUAGUUCAGCAGAUUCAGCAGGAACUGAAGUCUCUGAUAUCUGGCUGUUGCAAACUGCCUGUUUCAAAUAUAUAUUUAUACAACUAAGUGUAUUUUUAAAUGCAGGAGAAUGAAAUACUGUUGUGAACUACAUUGUAGACUAAAUUACAAGGGAUAUCUAAAAUAACAGCACAUACCUUGGUCAUUUGCAUAGUGCAAUAAUUCUAUUUAGCAGCAUCCAGGCUAUUGAUAUAUAGGACAAUCUAAGAAUGGAAUCAGUGUCCCUGUUGAACAUUCUCCUUCAUGAAGAAUAUCAACUUUUUCAAACUGUUUAGUGGGGUUUUUUUUUAGAAGCUGCUGUUAACUGGUAUUCAGUCUACAGCAUAGUUGCCCUCUUAGAAAGCUGUGUAGAGAAUGAGAUGCAAGCAACAGAUGUUUGUGACCAGAUCUUGUUCUGCUGUUUGUGCAAGCAGUGUGGGGUGGAUGAUGGGGAUCAGGAAUUGGCAUCGCUAGGUUAAUGGUUGGACUCAAUGAUCUUAAAGGUUUUUUCCAACCUAAACAAUUCUAUGAGUCUAAGAGCAGGUGUUGUGUCACUCUAGAGCCUGGGCUGCCCUAAGGACUGAAACAGCCUUAAAGGAAACUGAGAUUCCUGUUGCACUAGGUUUUCUCUCUCAUAUUUCCCCUUUCUUGUCACCCUGUGCAAGUACAUCCCAUAAGUGCAUUGACUGACCUGACUAGCACAUGUGGUGCAUGGGUUGAUCAUUCCUUCCAACAAUAAGCUGCAACUGACUGUGAUAACUGACUGGUCUUCCCCAUCCCUAACAUUCCUGUCGUCUCACUGUCCCUGACCCUCUAAUAUUCCCCUCUCCGAGUGUCUGCACCAUGGGGCGAGGGGACCACAGGAUGGCUCUUGGCUGAGAGCUCCCUCCCUGCCUAUCAAGUGACCUUGUGCUUUGGGGAUAACGCGCUCAGGGCGGACCGCCUCGUGUUGGGAACGUGGGGUUUGUGGGAUACUGCAUGCGAGCACUUUGGAGGCUCGCAUCUUUCAUUCUGAAAGCAUUCUCAGUCUCUGUUCUCUUAUACUCUUUGUGAGAAAGCUUCCAAAUAGUGAAAUUAGAUGAAAUUCACUCCUGUGUAGAGGAUCAGGCCCAUAUCUGUGCACUGUUUGGUCUUCCACUGACAUCCUUAAAACAGGACUGAGAUGACUGGUCCUCAACAGUACGUAACUUUUGGGCUUACUCCAUCAUGGAAAUCAGUUCAUCUCAGGUGGUGCGGCCAACAGGGCAUCGUGACCCCCCUGACUCCCUGAACUCCCAGAGGCAGUGUGAAUGUGUGGGAAGGAGAAGAACUUACAGGACACAGAAAUGUCAUUUGAUUUGCCUGAUAUGAGCCAAUUCAUGCCUCUGAGUUAGGGUAGAAGACUCAGCUGUCCACUAUGAAAUGUGGUGGGAAGUGGGUCUGCAUUUCUUAAAGAGUGUACUUUGCUAAACAUUAGUGUGAAGAGAUGACUGCUUUGCUGUCCUUGUUCUUAAGAGAGAAGAUGUAUUUUCUUUCUGUGCAUUCAUGUGUGUGCUGAAUCUGCACUCUCAGUGCUGAGGAGGAGUGUAGAGAGAAGGCAUGAAGUAUGGCUAUAUGCCUAGCCAAGAAAAUUGAACUGUACUUUCUGGUGAUGGUCUCCAUGUGCUGAGAUGCGCCUUGAUGGUUGGGGACAGUACCGCAUCAGAUGGUGUUUCCCGGCACAUCUGUUGGCUCUCUGCAGAGCCAACUUGGGUGUCACUAUAGCUCUCUCCAGAAACCAAGACUCUGGGGACACCUUGUCAAGGACAACUCUAUCAGCCACGCAUCUGAAAGCCAAGAAGGGGGAAGGCCCUGAGCACAACUAAAUGGUGGUGCUUUCCCCGUGGGCACCAUACGAUGGACGCAUGAGUCUGCACUGUAUCUCCUCAAGGGUUUUGGAAAGCUAAGCGCCACCGGGGACAUCACAACUCCACCUCUUCAUCAGCAGCGUAACUUCAGCUGGCGAUGGAGUGGCCCUUCUGAGGACAAGUUGGGUUUCUCUGAGCCCCCCAGCAAGUUGCAUGGUUGCACUGCUUCCAGCUCCAUUUGUGCAAACCAGGUGCCAGCCCACGCCUCCCCACUCUCUGUCUGAGGCUCUAUGAAGCUCUGCUGAAGCUCUCCUCCAGCACCUUGACCCUUCCUGAGAGCAGCAGAGGGGCAUUUACAGCAGUAAUGCUGGAAAGAUAAAAAGUCCACAGCUUAGAGACACCUGUGAGCUUGUUGAACAGUUUUAACACUAGCCAUUCACUGAAACAAGUUCAAAGCAGUGGUGAUGUCUAGAGCUUUAUUCCUAAUCUGUUGGGGGAAAAAAUCGCUUUGGCACAAAAUUUGCUUGUUACAUGAACUGAUGGGUUUUAACAUAGUCUGUACAGUCUCUGUCUCAAGCAAGGAAUUUAUUUCCUCUGUUUUCUCACUGAAUUAGUUAAUGUUAGUUGGUAAUACAGACAAAAUUCUGUUUGUUUUAUUAUACAAAUACUGUUAAGUGAGUUGUCUGUCCAUUGGAAUUGGAGUUAUUGUUUCAAAGGGAUCAGGAUGCUUUUGCCUGGUCUUUUAUUCUUGUGGUCAGCAUUCAUUAUGCAGCAGCCACUAGUAUCUGAAAAGAGCACUACCUUUUCAAAUUUCAAUUUGACCUUUUGUAAUUAAUAGAGGUUUCAUUCACAGUGUUUAUAGAAACUGGUGAAGUAGAUGCUAUCAUUGAAAUUCAGGGGGAUAGAGUUUCAUGGGAAUGAGAAGAACUGUUUAGCUCUUUCACAGUGCUUUGGGAAUCCGCCUUUGCAGUUUUUUGGUUACUACUCUUUUAUACAGUCCAUAUGUGUCAAAAAAAUAACGAAACAGCCAAGUGAGGGGAAAAGAAUGAAGUUUUGGACAAUUACACUGUAUUAUUAUUAUGCUAGAAAACUAAACUCUUUAAUUUUACAGAUAUUAUCUUUGCCAUUUCAGCUGUUAUUUUUGUGAACAAAACCAACUUUCUAACAUUCGAAUUUGAUCUACUUUCUGAAGGCUGUAAUCUUGCCAAGACUGCCCUCCUUACCAUUAUAGCAUGUCUCAACUAGCCUGAAUCAUGUGUAGCCUUAAGUCUGGUUUACCCUACACUGUCUCUGCCAGAAUUCCUCCUUUUCUUUUACUAUCACGCAUUAAUACUCUUAGCCUAUGUCACAUUUCCAGCCUGAAAACAAGCUAAAGCAGGAGACACAUUUCAGCCUAUGUAUCUUCAGCAGUAUCUAUACUUCGCAUUAGAAUGCAUAUAGCUGAAGCGAGGCAAUAGUAACUGGCUUCAAACUGAUCUUGGUAACUUCUGUGAAGGAAGACAAACACCCAUAGCAGGGGGUUUGGAAACAGAUGAUCCUUAAGAUCCCCUCCAGCCCAAACCAUUCUAUGCUUCUAUGAAGACAAAUCUUCUAGUAGCUCUGAGGCUGAAGGUGCAAUGAAUGAUGACUGCAGUGUAAAUCACUCUGUGGAGAACUUCUUUGUUUUCUGCAUGGUGCUUGUAGUUGAGAUCUUGCAAGCUUUGCCUUCCGUGAGAGCUUUGUCUAUAAGUGUUUUUCCAGACUGGGUUCUUCUGCACAAGGCUGGGUGUAUGGAUGUGAAAUGCAGGUGCAGAAAUACCCAGAGCAUUCAAUGCUGUGCAGACGAAAUGUGACAUGAAACCUCUUAAUGGAGUCAGAAAGAUGUCAGGGGAAGAAGUGGUGAGAACCUGAUUUUGCUCCUGUUUAUGGCUUUGCCUGCUAGCUGAGUGGUGCUGCCACUGGAGAGGAUUUGGUGCCAGUUCUGCAGAGCACUGAGGGAAAUGCAUGCCUGUGCUGCCUGCCUCCACCUAGCUCGGGCUGUGAACAGGCUAAGCUGUAAGCACAUGACUAUCCCCUCCAGAACAAAUGGGUCUGAAUUGCGCAGGGAAGGACAUCGCUUGGACAUGGUUGCAUUGUUAGUGCUUGUUUUUGUCCGUGUGACCCAUCUACCUCAGGGUCAUAUUGAGACCUGUUAGGGAAGACCAAAUAUUCAAGACUGGAAGUAAAAGAAGGGGCAGAAUAUCUAAAUGUUAUGAAGGUAGUGAAAAGGCAGUGGGAAAGCCUGGCAAUCAUAAUGGAAGUUUCUGUCUUUUUUUCUAAAGAAGGCAAGCAUAAUCCUUAUCCUUUAAUAUCCUACUUUGUUUUACACUGGAAUUAGAAAAUCUUUUCCAUUUGUUUUAAUUAUCUGCUGGCUUUAACUCUGCCUUUGAAAAGCAUUUUUGCUAUGACAACCCUUGGUCUCAUAGUAAGCAGCGCUACGGAGAGACAGCUAAAGUAAGACUUUUAUCUUUCCUUGCAUGCAGUGUUUACUCUUUCUAAUCUUUUAAUGUGACUGUGUUUUCUCCUAUUUUGUAAACUGAUUAGCAGUGUUUCUUCAAAAAAAGUGGUUGAAAAACAUAUUUUGCUUAAACGGAACCAAAUUUCCAUCUAACAAUGUGAAUUCUCUUAAGUGACCAAUUCAUUCCAAAGUUAAACCUCUUGCUAAGGCUAACUUCCAGUCACUGACUUUAAUGGCAACUCAACUUUUUUAAGAGCAGUUUGUAAAAAAGUAGGUUUUGUUAAUGCUUUUGGUUUGUUUUAUAAUAAAAAGAUUCACUGUCUUGCCAAAUAAAAUAAUAGUAAUAAUAUUAAUAAUAAUAAUUCUAUGCAUUGUGUGAUUCAGUGAUGUUGCUGUUGAAAUUUUGCAUGUUUUCGAGAUGUUCUGACACUUGUAUGUUCUGUGGUACUUGUAAAAAUGCUAACCAUUGCUGCUAUAAUCACCACCAUUGUAGGUAAAUGAAAACACUACUAAGAAACUGUGCCAGUUAGCGGGGUUUUUUGUGUGUCAUGGUAAUACUCUGCAUUCUGCUGUUCAUUUCCUGUUUUAAGCCAGUAUUUAGUGCCUUCUGUAGAAGGAAUCAAUAUGUUGUGGUAGACAGGAGGUGCCAAACUUCUAAUAUCUUGUUCUGCACAGAUGAUUACUUACCAUCUUGAAGCUUAAAUAAAAAAGAAACAGAAAGGAAAAAGGAAAAAAAAAACCACCAACUUGAACUCUCCAUCUUUCUUUAAAGAAGUAUCUUCUCAUUAAUUGUCAUUUGGGGAAAAAACCCUUUAAUAGUGCUGAAAAGAAGCCAUUUUCCCCAGCUAUGCCUCCUGCAGCAGCAGUCUGCCAACUGUGAAUGUGAGGGGUAUGAGGGAAUGCGCAGUACCCAAAUGUUCUUGUUGGUAACGGAUCCAGUGAUUAGCCAGGGCUGCUCAAGUCAUUGCAGAGCAUGCUAAAAUGGCAUGUAAUGAAAGCAACCCUCUGAUUACCAUCAGAAGCUGUUAGCUCUCAUAACACUUGUGAGCUUGCUCUUGUAAACAAGCAUCAGCCUGGUCAAGUGGUGGAUUCCAGUCCCUGUUCUGCCUCCACUGAAGCCACACAUUGCUGCCAAAUGAGACUUGGAUGAAAUUCAAGCCCAAGAUUUUUGGUCUCGUUCUUUCCAACUGCUUUCAUGGCAGACAAGCCUUGUUUAUCAAAAUUCUGACAUUGCAUUUUCAGUUCCUCUUGCACCCUCUGCUUAGAAUCUGGCAGUAUAGCAAACACGCACACCAUACACACUCAUUGUGAUUUUGAUGAGAUUUUGACAGGCUGAAAUUGUACACACUGUAAUCAUACAACAGAAACAGGCAGGAGGGAAAUGCGAGAUGUUCAUCUGUGUAGUGCAUUUCCCAGCCACCAGGCAUGGUCCAAUAAAUCUAGGCUGGUCUUUAAUAUUUUGUGUGGAAAAGAGAAAAGGCUAACCAUCGCUCUUACAUCUUUACUGAGCGAUGAAAGCCUGUUACAUAUCUUGAAAAGACUUUUCAAAUCAGAAUACUAAGUCACCAGAAAAACUCUGUGAUUGGGAAAAUAAGAGCGCAUUAAAUUCAUCCUUACAGGUACUGGUCUAAAGUGCUGUCUGUUCCCAUCUCUUGGAGGGAAUGGGGUUCCCUUCAGAAAUACUAGCUCCUUUUACUGUCCAUUAAAAAUUUAUAGCUUCUUCAGGUUCCUUCUGCCAGAGCAGAUACCAGCUGAGACCAGUUGCAAUGUGUUUGUCCAUUGUUUUGCUUGUCUAACAUUAAAGAUGUUAAAUAUGUAAAUAAGCAUUGAUACCUGGUCUUAUUUCAUGCAUUUCUUCCAUUUAUAGCUAGAUUUGCGUCUCCAUGGUCCCACCAAUUCCACUCAUUGUCAUGCCAAUUGGUCUUCAUAGCUGAUUUUAUGUGUUGGUCCAACUUAAAAAAAAGAAAAAACCAUCAUAUUCUUGCAGCACAGCAGCUGUUUUUUUCCCAUCUUCUUCUCUUCCGUUGUGAAUCUAGAUAUAUUUGCAUUAUCUUCAGCUUAGAUUUGAGUCAGGAACGGGGUCAGCAUCCUUUAUUUAGCACUUCGCACUCUGGAAAUGCAGUUAUGGUUUUAUAGGUACAGACUUAGCAUUAGGAUUUAGCUUGCUGCCUGUGGCUUUAGUGGCAUUUGUUUGCUUUUAACUAUGGUUCACUGAUUUCAAGCUGCAAACUGGCCAAUUUAGAUACCACCUUUCAAUCACUGUGAUGCCUUUGGUGUACUUGUUGUCAGUCUUGUAAUUGCCCUUGUCAUUGUGUUUUGUGUGAGGUGCAUUAUAUUGCAGGACAAGCUUUAUUUUUGUUUUGUUUUAAAAAUACUGUAUCUUAGGCUGUGCUGCUGAAAGGAGACAGGAGAGAAUAAUCCAUCCAAACGCCAGUGGAAUUUGGGGACUUAGGUUUUUUCAGUCCCCUUUGCAAGCCCCAGCUGUAAUCAGCUGUUUAAGGCAGAGAUCUUGGCAUAAGCAGCGCCACAGAUCUUCCACUCAAAAUGCAGUUUUCUGCAUGCAGGACACCUCCUUACACAGAUCUCUUGACCCUGCAUUAGGGAGAAGUAAUAGUCUGAUGCUUUUUAAUGCAUUAAGCUCUGCAAAUUUGGAAUAUCUGAGGGGAAGGGAGAGAUCACUGGGUCUUUUUCUGAAAACGUAAGCAAAAUUGUCAGCUAUAGUCCAUGUUCAGACCUCAUUCGACCCCAUUGUUCUCGAAUUAAUUUCUUUCUGGAGUUGCACAGAGACCUGAGAAAAACAAGCAAAAAGGCUUUGCUGCUGUAAAUGAGGAAAGAUUUCACAACCUUCUUUAAGCCCCAGAUCCCCAACUGGGUUUCCAGAGCUGGUAGUCUUUUUACUCAUCAACUGGAUCGGUUUUGACCUAUGUGGACGCCAUGUUGCUAUUUCUGAGGUGUAUUUUUAAGAAACAAACUUCAUACAGGGUGAAGUUCUUCACAGGUGAAGAAGUCAAUAAUUGUCUGUCACUUGUACCAGUUGAGACCUGUGGGUUUUUUAUGUUGGGUUGUUGAGGUUUUUUUCCCCUACUGCAAGACACACCACUCUUUAAUGAGGAUAAAGGAAGGCAUGUUGUAGUGCUGUCUGCCACACUUCAGUCAGAUGCCUCAUUAAAAAAUGCUCUUUUAGUGUUUGAGUACAAAAGUGCCCUCAAUAAGAAGACAAUACAACCAGAGGUCUUUUUUGGGUGGGUUUUUGUGUUUUUUUUAAAGGUGUCUGAGUUUCAUCCCUUUCUCAGUCGUCAGAUAAUUAGGCUUUUGAAAAGAAUUAUUCAGUUAUGUGCUAAUUGGAGUAUGACACUCACUUUUACUGAUCUGCAGAUUUCAGAUAUUCUGAUCUUUAUGUCACUUCGGCUCCAUUUUUAUUCCCAUGUGAUAACCUCCGAAAAGUCUGGUUCUGCUGCGUUAGAGAUUGAUUUCACUGUCCGUACAAUGUUUGCUACUAUUGUAGUGUGACCUUUUAUUUUCAUUUUAUAAGGUUGGAUUCAUACAGCCUUAAACUUACAGAAUUAAAGGCCAUUUUACAAUAAUCGAGAUUAGAUAGAUAGUCAUCGAUGUCUGUGAUAAAUGCAUGCUUUAUUCACAGUGUUUUGUCUGUAAUUAGGUGUAGCAACCAAGUCUCAUGUACUUAAUAAACUGUUUUCUGCAAA
This is a messenger RNA of Strigops habroptila (Kakapo), 15133 nucleotides long. Its product is annotated as KIAA1958 ortholog. The record is from RefSeq and is a predicted model, not a curated record. Lineage: Eukaryota; Metazoa; Chordata; Aves; Psittaciformes; Psittacidae. The coding region runs from base 263 to 2467 and encodes 734 amino acids. The transcript has 3 exons.